This is a messenger RNA of Sorex fumeus (smoky shrew), 3222 nucleotides long. It is a transcript of the gene MASTL, whose product is annotated as microtubule associated serine/threonine kinase like. The coding region runs from base 471 to 3113 and encodes 880 amino acids. Lineage: Eukaryota; Metazoa; Chordata; Mammalia; Eulipotyphla; Soricidae. The record is from RefSeq and is a predicted model, not a curated record. The transcript has 14 exons. Gene Ontology annotation, biological process: peptidyl-serine phosphorylation; intracellular signal transduction. Gene Ontology annotation, cellular component: nucleus. Gene Ontology annotation, molecular function: ATP binding; protein serine/threonine kinase activity.
CUGAUUUUACUAGUCCUCGCUUCACUAUAGACAGAUCCAACUGGUUUACAUUUCGUUGGGACCGGGAGAUCCGCAAGGAGUUCAAAUAAUAAUAAUAACAGAGUGCGAUGAAAGCAUUGGCCUUCUUAGGAGAUCCGGUGAAACUUUCAAAUUCAUGAUUCAGAUGCUCGUCACCGUUGCCCCAUUUCCAGUUCGCCAAGGUUUGUUUGCAAUUACAAACAAGAUAAAUGGGCCUCGCUCCCUGCCCUCGCGAGUUUGACUGGCUCGAGACCGCCCCCGCCCUCACGCCCAUUGGCUCCUUCGGCGUACACGAAGGAAAGAGGCGUGGCCAGCGCGGGGCGGGGCGCGGCUGGGCGGCGACGCGGUGACGACAGACGAGCGCGCGCGCGUGGGCGUGGUCUCACUUUGAACCAGGUUGGCGGGGAAGCAUUUUGGCGUCCGCUGCAGGCUUCCAGCUCGGUCCUCCUGGGAUGGAACCCGCCGUGGGAGGCGAGGAAGACAGCCGGGGGGGCCCGGCGACGGGAGAGUGCGUGGAUAGGGUUCUGGUGCCUAGAGCUCCUUCCAUUGAGGAAUUCAGUAUAGUGAAGCCCAUUAGCCGUGGCGCCUUCGGGAAGGUGUAUCUGGGGCAGAAAGGAGACAAGUUGUAUGCUGUGAAGGUUGUCAAAAAAGCUGACAUGAUCAACAAGAACAUGACUCACCAGGUCCGAGCUGAGAGGGAUGCACUGGCUCUAAGCAAAAGUCCUUUCAUUGUCCAUUUGUACUAUUCACUGCAGUCAGCAAACAACGUCUAUUUGAUAAUGGAGUAUCUUAUUGGUGGAGAUGUCAAGUCUCUCCUACAUAUCUAUGGUUACUUUGAUGAGGAGAUGGCUGUGAAAUACAUUUGUGAAGUUGCACUGGCUCUCGACUACCUGCAUAGGCAUGGAAUUGUCCACAGGGAUUUGAAACCUGACAAUAUGCUUAUUUCUAAUGAAGGUCAUAUUAAACUAACAGAUUUUGGCCUUUCCAGAGUUACUUUAAAUAGAGAUAUUAAUAUGAUGGAUAUUCUUACAACACCAUCAAUGGCUAAACCUAGAAAAGAUUAUUCAAGAACCCCAGGACAAUUGUUAUCUCUUAUCAGCUCUCUGGGAUUUUUCACACCAGUGACCCAAAGCAAUCAACACUCUGCAGAUAUUCUUUCAACUCAUAUGUCUGAAACAUCACAGCUUUCUGAAGGAAUAACUUGUCCUAUGUCUAUAGAUGAUUCUAACAGAAUGUUUCAAUCAGGUGAACUUGAGCACAGUUGUCUUGAAACAGUUGCCUCCAAGCCGGGAAUCCCUGUGAAGUGUCUAACUUCUAAUCUGCUCCAGACUAGGAAAAGACUGGCCACGUCGAGUACCAGUAGUCAAUCCCACACUUUUCUAUCCAGCGUGGAAUCCGAAUACCACAGCAGUCCCCAAUGGGAAAAGGAUUCCCAGGAAAAUGACGAUGUACCACGGGACUCUGAGGUGAUGAGUUGGAAUACGAAUGAGGAACCUUCAUGUGCAAAAUUCACAAGUGCCCGCAAGACCAGCAGUUUGGACACUAAGCAUCUGGAGUUAGCCCUUUCUCCCAUCAACAGCAGCAGAGCUGACCCUGCCACUGGCACCUCUUAUGUCAACCUCACUGAAAACCACUUCCUCGGGAAAGCUUCCUGGGAAGCAAGAGAACUGGAUAUAAAUAAUAUGGCCACUGACACAAUGCAGUCGGGACUGUAUCCAGCACGUCAGUGGACUGUGGAUCCCAGCAGCAUGACUGAAGAGUGCCUUGGAAAAAGAAGUUUUAAAAGAAACAUUGAGUUAGUUGACUCCAGCCCUUGUCGGGAAAUCAUACAGAAUAAAAAAUACUGCACUGACAUGAAGUGUAGCAAUCCGAUGAGAGAUGGUCACACAAAUCAAAGCACGGGCUUAACAACUGAAAUCCAGGACCUUCAGCUCUCGGUACACAGAAGUCAGCAAAGUCACUCUGCAGAUAAGGAAAACACUAUCUGUGCUUUUACCGAUAAGCAGCAAACACCAGAAAAAUCACCCAUCCCAAUGAUAGCGAAAAAUCUCCUAUGUGAACUGGAUGAAGAUUGUGAGGGUAAUAAGAAGGAUCACUUGAGUUCUAGUUUUCUGUGUUCUGACGAUGAUAGAGCUUCUAAAACUAUUUCUAUGAACUCUGAUUCCCCAGUUGCUGGCAUCUCUAUGAUGCACAGUCCAUUAGAAAAGCAAUCCUUAGACCCAGAUAAAAGCAUCAGAGAGUCCUCUUUUGAAGACUCGCAUUUGGAAGACCUGCUUACUGUGUCACCCACUGGCCAAGAAAAUACCUUGCCCGAUGGGGACAAAAAUCCUGCCAUCCAAGAGGACAGUGACCAAAAAAUGUUAGCUCCUGCUACAGAGGCGUUGAGAACAUUAAUCUCUAAAAAAAAUGCUGUAGCUUUUCGAACUUUUAACAGUCACAUUUAUGCAUCCAAUAACUCAGAACCAUCCAAGAUGAGCAUGAAUUCCUUAGAUGCAAUGGAUACGUCAUUUGCUUAUAGUGGUUCAUAUCCCAUGGCUAUAACUCCAACUCAAAAAGGAAGAUCUCAUAUUCCAUAUCAGCAAACCCCAAAACAAGCGAUGGCAGAAACUCCGUACCGAACUCCGAAGAGUGUGAGGAGGGGAGCGACCCCCACAGACGAAGGGCGAAUCCUGGGAACCCCAGACUACCUUGCGCCUGAGCUCCUGCUGGGCAGAGCCCACGGUCCUGCAGUAGACUGGUGGGCACUUGGAGUCUGCUUGUUUGAGUUUCUAACAGGAAUUCCACCUUUCAAUGAUGAAACACCACAACAAGUAUUCCAGAACAUUCUGAAAAGAGAUAUCCCUUGGCCCGAAGGUGAAGAAAAGUUAUCUGAUAGUUCUCAAAAUGCGGUAGAAAUACUUUUAACCAUUGAUGAUACAACGAGAGCUGGAUUGAAAGAGCUGAAGCGCCAUCCCCUCUUCAGUGGUGUGGACUGGGAAAAUCUGCAGCAUCAGUCUAUGCCUUUCAUUCCGCAACCAGAUGACGAAACAGACACAUCCUAUUUUGAUGCCAGAAAUAAUGCUCAGCACCUGACCGUGUCUGGAUUCAGUUUAUAGCACAGACGUUUUCCUCUUAGUCUAACUUCAUGUUCUAGAACAAGUUUGUAUAAUUAUAUCCUCCUUAACACUUCAGUGAUAUAAGGGUAAAAAAGCUCAUUAUUUUACG